AGGUUGCCACACACACCACACAAUCACAAAAUGGUCAAACGUCUUCGUCCUCCCUCGCUCACAACUGACCUACUAUAAGGCAUAAGCUGUACAUGUAGCUUCGGCUGAUCGGCGCGCACAGAUCGACCAAGCGUCGGCGAUAAGCCCCAACCCCAACGGCCGGCCGAUGUGUCGUCUCCUGCUGCUCCUGCUCCUCCUCGCCGCCGCGGUGCCGGCCAAUGCGUCCGCCGCCGCCGCCGAGCCUCCCCCGGCGUCGGCGAUGGCCCCGUGGCCGGAGCAGUACCACGCGGUGGUCCUCACCAACCUGACCGCGCGCGGCGGGCGGCUGCAGGUGAUCGAUAUCUACUACGACUGGCCCCGCGGGCGCGACCUCAACCUCGUCCGCCUCCAGCUCCCCGGUGCCGGCGAGCCGCCGCUAUGGAACGUCGAGUGGGCCAACGGCACCUCCUACCUCUUCGACGCCGCGUCCUGCCAGACCUACACCUUCGCCGUCGGCCUCCUGCCGCCCGACUGGAAGAAGGCCGGCGGCGGCGCCGCCUACCUGGGCCGCGCGCGCGUCGACGGCUUCGACUGCCACGUCUGGUCCAACUUCGUCUUCGCCCGCUACUACGAGGACGUCGCCACCGGCCGCCCCGUCGCCUGGAAUUUUGGGAUGGAUUUGCGGCAUGUGCUGAGCUUCGAGCCGGGGGGUGUGCUGGAGGACUCGUCCAUGUGGCAGGCGCCGGCUUACUGCUUCGAUGGCAGCAGUAAUGGCGACGACGGCGACGCCGCUGGUGGAGUUGAGGCGGCCAGGGCAGCAGGGCCGAUCUAGUGAACAGCAUGAUCAGGUUCGCCAGGCCUCCGGCCGCAGCUGCAGCAUCUGCAUCGUUUGAUCACAGUGAGACCUCGAGGUCUUGAGCCUUGGUGAUUGACUGAAGAGAGACUUUCUGUGGUGACACACCUAUCUGAAGGAGAAUGCCAAGAAGUCUUCUUGUCCAAAUCUAUCUAUUAUCUUAAUACAACAGUGUUAAAAAAGCCA
Panicum virgatum (switchgrass) is the source of this 1018-nucleotide messenger RNA. RefSeq lists its product as uncharacterized. Bases 167 to 811 code for a protein of 214 amino acids. NCBI's taxonomy places the organism in Eukaryota, Viridiplantae, Streptophyta, Magnoliopsida, Poales, Poaceae. The transcript has 2 exons. The record is from RefSeq and is a predicted model, not a curated record.